GUCAAGCAGCAGCCAUCAUCAUCCAGCAGCGCGCACGGUAAACUCUGAAUCGAAACAAUCCAUUUGAAAUCGAAGCUGAACUUUUUCGCUUCGAGCCGAAGAUAUACUGGUGCUCGGAUUCUCAUCGUUUCUGAAGAACGAAGGAUUCCUAGUGGUGGUAAGUGGCGAAAGUCCGUCCGCAGAAAAAUUUGGUCUGGUGGCAUCCGAGCUUCUUCCGCAAACAAGAUGGAUGCAAUGAGCCUCAGCUUGGAUGACAUUAUUAAGAAAAAAUCCAUUGGUAAGCGGCCAAAACCGGGCGGUGGUGCCGGGAAGAAAGUUACCAAAGUGGGCAGGAAUGGAGCCGGUUUCGGUGGUGACCGUUCGCGACCAGGUAGGAAGUUGCUGGGAAGUCCGAACGGUCGUCGUAAGGGAGUAGCAGCAGCAGUAGUAGGAGGAGGUAUCAAGUCCCGGGUGGGUAUUAUCAACCAGCCAAGGGUAGUUGUCGAUGCCCGAAUGAAGAUCAUCCAGAAGAAGCGGGCUCAGAUUCGGGAUGCUCGCGAUAAGCUGGUGGAGAUUGCUAGGAAUAGUGGGGAUGCCCGUUUGAGGCUGCUUAAGCGCAAGGGAAAGGUUCCGCCGGGGAAUGGAAUUCUGAAGAAGCGCAGUGGUAGUACACCUGCUACAAGUGGAAAACCAUACGUAGACGAGAUGGACGUCGAUUACGAUAUGGAAGUGGCUAUUCGUCGUCCGAUUGGACCGCUGAAGCGAACGGUUCGGAACGAGAUGUUCACCGUGCCCAGUACGAUGCCACCGUUGCCAACAUUCAGCCGGAAUGUCCGUAAUUCACCUCCCCCUACAACGUCGUCCUCGUCGUGGAAUACUGAUCCGUUUGAUUGCUACGAAGUGCACACCACCCGACCGGUCAUGUCGAAAGCACCUCCACCACCGGCACCGAUUCCACGUUACGAUGAUAUUCCACCGAGACGGGGAAAUGCUCGUGCUCGAUCGCCACCACCUCAUCCGAUGUACGCCGAAGAUCGACCACACCUUUCGUCGACGAUGCGAGCUCGACUCGAGCGUGCCCCCAAUCCUAACGAAUCCAUGGGAAUCUUCGCCAAGAUGCCACCGGAGGACCACCACCACAGCGGCAGCAGCAGCAGUAGCAGUCGUCAUCAUCAUCACCACCAUCAUCAGCAGCCAUUGUCUCCUUCCCCGUCGCCGCCGAUUACCGGUUAUAGGAUUGUCGUUAGCAACUUGCAUCCCAGUGUGACGCAAAAUGACAUCAAGGAGCUGUUUGAAGAUAUUGGCGAUUUGCUUGAAUCGCGCCUCGUACGUCCAGGAGUGGCCGAAGUCAUCUACCGCACCCUCAAGGAUGCUGAGGAAGCCGUCGAUACUUACCACAACCGGCAGCUGGACGGCCAACCGAUGAAAUGCUUGCUGGUGAAACCACGGGCCUCGAAUAAACCAACCGCGCCGGCCAUCAGCUACUCGAGCUCGUCAAGAUCCCUCAAGUCCACCUCACUCUCGUCGUCUGGGGCCAAGAAAUCGCACGUCGAGAUUGAUAUCGACGCUCUGCAUACGGUUCUGUUCAGAAGAGACCACUAGACAAUUUCCCCCCUUCCCCAUCGUCCCCGCACACAGCACACAGAAAUGAACGAACACUGGCUCCCAUAUCUACACAAACAAUACAAACACACGCCCAAAAAAUAGUCAAAAAUUGGCAUCAGUACCCGCGCUGCCGUAAGUGUUAAAUAUAGCUUCUAUUUGCUUUCCUAGUGGAUUUCCGUUGCAAAUACAAUCUCAUUCAAAAAUGUGUUCGAUAAGCUUUCGUUCGAGUGGCCUAUCUUUUCCGUUCCAAAUCUGAGAGACUGCCGGGUUCAAAUUUUGCUAAAUUGGAAGCAGUAUCUAUUAAUGGACGAGGAAGUCUCCCUCGACAGUACAUUUAAUUAUUAAAGUCAUUGUAAUUUACUGGAUAAGAGUAAUUCUACAAUCUAAGGCGUUUUAAAAGCUAUUAAUUGUAAGGCCACGCAGUAUGGUAAACUAGGAAUACCUAAAUACUUACCAUACAACAAGAAGCAAACAGACAGACAUUGA
Molecule: messenger RNA, 2070 nt
Organism: Ochlerotatus camptorhynchus
Lineage: Eukaryota; Metazoa; Arthropoda; Insecta; Diptera; Culicidae
Product: polymerase delta-interacting protein 3-like
Exons: 4
Coding region: 226-1581 (451 amino acids)
Biological process (GO): poly(A)+ mRNA export from nucleus
Cellular component (GO): nuclear speck; nucleus
Molecular function (GO): mRNA binding
Source: RefSeq, a predicted model, not a curated record